AUGGCGUUUCCGUCGUUCGGAGGCUUCAAUUCAUCAACCCAAUCCCAACAGCCGGCAUUUGGCUACGCCUCGACUCAAUCGUCCUUUAAUUUUGGCGGUGGGGCAUUUGGACAGGGUGCCCAACAGCCUCAACAGCCAACUUUUGGUCAAGGCGGACAACAAGGGGGAUUUGGUUAUGGACAAUCGACCGCUCCUACAUUUGGGGCUGGCGCGUUUGGAGCGGGUAGUAAGACUCAAGGAACUGGAUUUGGGUUUGGAGGACUACAAGGACAGCAGCAAGCACAGACUCAGAGUGCGUUCGGUUUUGGUGGUGGGUUUCAAGCGAACACGACUGCGGCCCCCGCGUUUAAUGCGUUCGCGCAAACUCGAACUGCGGCACCAACCUUUGGAUUUGGAGGAUUUGGAGGAUUCGGUAAUACAAGUACAAAGUCGACAACGUCAUUUACAUUUAAUCAACCAUCACAACAACCGCAAGGAGUCUUUGGGGCUCAGCAGACUCAAAGCGCGUUCACAGGUUUUGGAGGUGCAGCAGCAACAACGACGAGCGCACCGGCGUUUGGAGGAGGGUUUGGUGGAUUUGGUGGAUCGUCUACAAGCGCGGGAACAGGCUUGUCGACAGGAUUUGGAGGAUUUGGCGGGUUUGGCGCAACUACGUCCACGACUUCUGCAUUCCCAUCCGCGUUUGGUCAAACCACCGCGGCUGCCUUUUCCUUUAAUCCGUCUCAAUCGGGUGGAUUGGCUUCUGCCUCUUCGGGAUUUUCGUUCAAUGCGCCUGGAACUGGUUUUGCGGGCGGCAGUGCAUUUGGAAACAAGUCUGUAGGAUCCGGUUUUGGUCAGACUAGGGCUACUGGAACUUUUGCGUUUGGUAAUACUGGAGGAUUAGGAUUAGGAGGAACGGGAAGGGGUGUGGGUGGAGCUCAACAACCACAGACUGUAUAUGAACAACUUCGAUCAAUAAUGAAUUCAUGGGAUCCCAAAAGUCCCGAGUCCAAGUUCCAAACAUAUCUCUAUAACAUGGUCCAUCCAAAUGAAGCUGCCCAACAUAUUCCGCCGGCAGAUAGACCACGAAAAUUAUGGGACGAAGCGCAAGCAAACAAUCCCGAUAGAACAUGUUUAGUUCCCGCCUUAAUGACAAAUUUUGAAGAUUUGCAAAAGCGUUUAACACAUCAAGAAUCUGCAGCAACAACUUGUAAAGCUACUAUUGAUAAAUUAAGCAAAGAAAUCGAUGGAAUGGAAGAAAUACAUAAUAUGCAGACCUUGAUCACCUUGGAGAAUUAUAAGCGGAAAUAUAUGCAACUCACGCAACGGAUUAUAUCAUUAAUGAUCAAGCUUCAACUAAAACACCUUCGAAACACGGCAGUCUCAGUUGAAGAACAACAACUCCAAGCAGAAAUCGAGAAGCUCAAUCACGACCUCAAAGGCCCAAAUCAAAAAGUAUCACAGCUAAAGAUGCAGUCUAGUAUCCUGAAAACACAGAUGAUGCCGAGUAGUGGAAUCAAACAGAAAUACGAAGUUGUUGAUGGGAAAGAGAUGGAGGCACUUGUCAGGGUGCUCGCUGAGGAACAAACGGGCAUUGCUCAUGUAAUUGAAACAGUGCAAAAGGACUCGGAUGAUGUCCAAAAAAUGAGCAAUGAGUUGAUAGGAGAGCAGAUGGGAAUGAACAUGAUUACGGACACUGUUAGUAGAUAG
Molecule: messenger RNA, 1689 nt
Organism: Paraglomus occultum
Lineage: Eukaryota; Fungi; Glomeromycota; Glomeromycetes; Paraglomerales; Paraglomeraceae
Source: the annotation of a GenBank genome assembly